Sorex araneus (European shrew) is the source of this 1799-nucleotide messenger RNA. RefSeq names its product KDEL endoplasmic reticulum protein retention receptor 2 (gene KDELR2). Gene Ontology annotation, cellular component: membrane; cis-Golgi network; endoplasmic reticulum. Gene Ontology annotation, biological process: protein retention in ER lumen; endoplasmic reticulum to Golgi vesicle-mediated transport. Gene Ontology annotation, molecular function: ER lumen protein retrieval receptor activity. The record is from RefSeq and is a predicted model, not a curated record. The coding region runs from base 126 to 764 and encodes 212 amino acids. NCBI's taxonomy places the organism in Eukaryota, Metazoa, Chordata, Mammalia, Eulipotyphla, Soricidae. The transcript is spliced from 5 exons.
GCGCGCGCCGGCAGUUCGGCCACGUCCCCGGCCACGUAGCGCCCGCUCUCGCCAUCUUCGCCGCUUCCUCUCAGGCGCCGCCGAGCUCCGGGUCGCCGCGCCGCCCGCCGCCGCCCGCCGCCGCCAUGAACAUCUUCCGGCUGACGGGGGACCUGUCCCACCUGGCGGCCAUCGUCAUCCUGCUGCUGAAGAUCUGGAAGACGCGCUCGUGCGCGGGUAUUUCUGGGAAAAGCCAGCUUCUCUUUGCACUGGUCUUCACUACCCGUUACCUGGAUCUUUUUACUUCAUUUAUUUCAUUGUAUAAUACAUCUAUGAAGCUGAUCUACCUUGCCUGCUCCUAUGCUACCGUGUAUCUGAUCUACAUGAAAUUCAAGGCGACCUAUGAUGGGAAUCACGACACCUUCCGAGUAGAGUUUUUGGUGGUCCCUGUGGGAGGCCUUUCAUUUCUUGUCAAUCAUGAUUUCUCUCCUCUGGAGAUUCUGUGGACCUUCUCCAUCUACCUGGAGUCAGUAGCCAUCCUUCCCCAACUGUUCAUGAUCAGCAAGACCGGGGAAGCGGAGACCAUCACCACCCACUACCUGUUCUUCCUGGGCCUCUACCGCGCUUUGUAUUUGGUCAACUGGAUCUGGCGCUUCUACUUCGAGGGCUUCUUUGACCUCAUUGCCGUGGUCGCUGGAGUUGUCCAGACAAUUCUUUAUUGUGACUUCUUCUACUUGUACAUCACAAAAGUCCUCAAGGGAAAGAAGCUCAGUCUGCCAGCGUAAGUGCCAGUGAACAUCCCCAGCAUCUGUCCUUCAGGGUGCUCGGACAGAAUUCUUACCACAGCAGAGGCACAAGAUGCUUGAGACAGAACAGCAGAAACUUCACUCUUUGGUUGCAGAUAGUCAUCCGUGGCUCUGGAAGAACCCAGACAAAAAAGAACCAGAAGGUUUCUGUUUUAUGCAUCUUGCCUUAUCUUUUUUUAUUACUAUGUACAAAGAUUUUUUUACACAAAGAAACCUAAUGCUGUAUUAAUAAAUUCAGUGUGUAGCUUCAAUUGGGGUAGUCCUAAAAGUGAAGAUUUGUGAGGAAUAAGUGCAAACUUUUUUUAAUUCUUUGAAAUGGUUGAUUUUUCUUUUGUGUCUGCAAUGAAAUUAUAUUCCUUGACAGUUGGUAGAUUACAUACUCUUUCAUCUAUCAAACUUGCAUUCCUCUAUAUUUAUUUUAUUUUGCCAAAAAGCAAAGUUACCUUGUUUGCAUCUGAGACACACUACUUUCCAUUCGGAAUCUCCGUCACAGUAUCUCCUCCCAGGGGCAUCCUGUGAGGAUGUCAUGACACUACGUUUCUGGCUGUCAGGAGCACUUCCAAGUCUCCAGCUUUUCUUGACCAACAUUUAGAUUCUCAGUGUAAAUGGCGUCUCAUUUCAGUGUCACCAAAGGUGCCUGCCCUCCUCCCCUGCUAUAAGCAGUGUCAGUUUGAGUCUGUCCCAAGCUUGUUUGAAACAUUUAAUUGUGGGCAGCCAUCUUGCGUAUGGGACUUUAGGAACACGUUGAUGAUUUGGGUUUAGGACUCUGCUCCCCCAGGAAGGGAACAUAAGUUGUGACUUGAAUUUACAGUCUGAAAAGAUUACUGCAGCCAUGUCCAUGCUCAGACUCAAAAUGCUUUUCUUAACACUCUGGGUAGUACAUGAUUGACAUUUUUCCUUCAUCGCGGCACCAAUUGCCAUUCCUUAUGCUCUUAUUUUUUGUUGUUUUGACUGAGCUCUUGCAUGAUUUAUCUUGUGUUACCAUCCCAAAUAAACAUUUUAUUAAACAUAGAA